This is a messenger RNA of Uncinocarpus reesii 1704, 297 nucleotides long. RefSeq lists its product as uncharacterized. The record is from RefSeq and is a predicted model, not a curated record. The coding region runs from base 1 to 297 and encodes 98 amino acids. NCBI's taxonomy places the organism in Eukaryota, Fungi, Ascomycota, Eurotiomycetes, Onygenales, Onygenaceae. The transcript has a single exon.
AUGGUUCUGGAUCAACAAGCUUUAAGAGCAACAAGAAUCAAAGCAGAGGAAUUGGAUAUCAAAAGAAAAAUCAAGAAAGUCACAGUGGAAGACAAAUAUGCAAAGAAGAUUGAUGACAAAAACAGAAAUUUCAAGAAAGAAGAUGGAAUGAUACUAUAUCAUGAAUUGAUAUAUGUACCAAGAAAAAUCAGAAAAGAAGUGAUGAUACAAGAACAUGACACAGUCACUUCAGGACACUUCAGCAUUGACAAGACAAUAAAGAAGAUCAUAAGAAUGUACUAUUGGUCAGAAAUGUGA